Loxodonta africana (African savanna elephant) is the source of this 895-nucleotide messenger RNA. Its product is annotated as FH1/FH2 domain-containing protein 3-like. Gene Ontology annotation, molecular function: actin filament binding. The coding region runs from base 32 to 895 and encodes 287 amino acids. Gene Ontology annotation, biological process: cortical actin cytoskeleton organization; sarcomere organization; cardiac myofibril assembly. NCBI's taxonomy places the organism in Eukaryota, Metazoa, Chordata, Mammalia, Proboscidea, Elephantidae. The transcript has 7 exons. Gene Ontology annotation, cellular component: cytoskeleton; cytoplasm. The record is from RefSeq and is a predicted model, not a curated record.
UUUUUUCUUUUCUGUAGCUUUGGGCCAGAUUAUGUUGUAUGUGGAUGGGAUGAAUGGAGUCAUAAAGCACAAUGAAACCAUUCAGUGGCUUUACACUCUCAUUGGGUCAAAGUUCCGUCUGGUGGUGAAGACAGCCCUGAAGCUGCUGCUCGUCUUUGUUGAGUACUCGGAGUCAAACGCACCUCUUUUAAUCCAGGCUGUCUCUGCCGUUGACACAAAAAGAGGAGUCAAACCGUGGUCAAAUAUCAUGGAAAUCCUGGAAGAAAAAGAUGGGGUCGACACGGAGCUGCUGGUUUAUGCCAUGACUUUAGUGAACAAGACUUUGUCCGGGCUACCAGAUCAGGACACCUUCUACGAUGUGGUGGACUGCCUGGAGGAGCUGGGCCUUGCGGCCGUGUCACAGAGGCACUUGAACAAGAAAGGGACUGACCUGGACUUAGUGGAGCAGUUUAACAUUUAUGAGGUGGCACUCAGGCACGAGGAUGGCGAUGAGACGGCCGAGCUGCCCCCCAGCGGGCGCCGGGACCGGAGGAGGGCCAGCGUGUGUUCCAGCGGCAGUGGCAGCAGCGAGCACCAGGGCCUGGACCGCAGGAGGAGCCGCAGGCACUCGGUACAGAGCAUUAAGAGUACCCUGUCGGCUCCCACCAGCCCCUGCUCCCAGUCGGCUCCCGGCUUCAAGCCCAGUCAAGUGCGAGAUCCCAGUGAAAAAUAUAGCAACUUUGCCAACAACUCCUACCACUCCUCAAGACCUUCCUCAGGAACCAGUGUGCCCACCACCCCCGCGUCAUCUCUUUCAUCCCCCCAGGAGUCCAAGCUGGAAAGAAAUUUGGAAGACAGCGAGCUGGCCAACCUGCUGGAAGAGAUCCAUACUUGUGCCCACUCCAGCGAAAGGUGA